Messenger RNA from Rosa rugosa (rugosa rose), 2487 nucleotides. RefSeq names its product pentatricopeptide repeat-containing protein At1g79080, chloroplastic. Gene Ontology annotation, molecular function: protein binding. The transcript has a single exon. NCBI's taxonomy places the organism in Eukaryota, Viridiplantae, Streptophyta, Magnoliopsida, Rosales, Rosaceae. The coding region runs from base 411 to 2111 and encodes 566 amino acids. The record is from RefSeq and is a predicted model, not a curated record.
AGUGGACGGGACUGGACUGCUGACAGUGGAGAACGGAGAGAGAGGCCAAACUCAGUUGCACAUGAAAACUUAGAAUAUUUCUAUUUUCUUCCAUUACCAAACUAGAAAACCAAAACCAGCAACUCUUUCUUAAGCUGUGGAAGAAGAGCAAAUUGAACCAACCAAUCACUCUUUGAAAAAACACAACCCAACAACUGAUAUCCAGUGUAUGUUGAUUCUUUCCUAUUAGUUUUUCUUCAUUACUUCAUGUCCAAAUUUCCACUCUUUAGUUCCCUUUUCAUUGUUAUCCAUUUGUUUUCUGUUGAUAUGAUGAGAAUCUGUCCUACCCAGAAUUUUGAUUCUUGUUAGUGAUUCAAUACUUGUAGCAAGGAAUUUUAGUUUCUGCAAGUAGCAUAUUGGAUUAAGUUUCCAUGGCAAUUCUCAUAAACUCGGUGUCACCUAUAACAAACCCAUCAGCAGAAACUGCUAGAAAGGGUUGUGGGUUCUUUUCCCACAUCAGGGUCCAGACAUUUUUACUCAACAAGGGGUUUUCAAGAGUUUUGGCAUCAACCCAGAUUACCAUUUCUCCAAAGGACACUGUUUUCACUUUGCCCAAUUGGAGGAAUCCCAAGAAUGAUAGAAGAAGUAGAGAAGUUAGAAUAAUUGAUGCCUUUCAGCAUUUAGAGUCUAUGAUAGGGAAGGGCCAAAAGCCUGAUGUGGGCCAAGCAACUCAGCUCUUGUAUGAUCUGUGCAAGGCGAGUAAGAUGAGGAAAGCGGUGAGAGUGAUCGAAAUGAUGGUUGCUUCAGGCAUUAUACCUGAUGCAGCUUCAUAUACCUUCUUGGUGAACUAUUUGUGUAAAAGAGGGAAUAUUGGUUAUGCAAUGCAGUUGGUUGAGAAGAUGGAGGAGUAUGGAUAUCCGACGAAUACUGUUACCUAUAAUUCACUUGUUAGAGGGCUUUGUGUGCGUGGAAAUUUGAAUCAAAGCUUGCAGCUUUUGGAUAAGCUGAUACGGAAGGGGCUGGUUCCGAAUGUUUAUACUUACUCUUUCUUGCUUGAAGCGGCUUAUAAGGAAAGAGGGGUCAACGAAGCGAUGAAGCUCCUGGAGGAGAUCAUUGCUAAAGGUGGAAAGCCUAAUUUGGUUAGUUACAAUGUUUUGUUGACUGGUUUGUGCAAGGAAGGUAGGAGUGAUGAGGCAAUUAAGUUUUUUAGGAGUUUGCCUUCGAUGGGAUUCAGACCGAAUGUUGUGAGCUAUAACAUUGUGCUGAGGAGCUUGUGUUAUGAGGGUAGGUGGGAAGAGGCGAAUGUGCUUUUAGCUGAGAUGGAUGGUGAGGAUCGGACACCCUCCAUAGUUACAUAUAACAUCUUAAUCAGUUCUCUUGCCCUUCAUGGUAGAACAGAACAUGCUCUUGAAGUUUUGGAUGAAAUGGUUAAGGGUCGGUUCAAGCCUACUGCUGCAAGCUACAAUCCGAUAAUUACUCGUCUCUGCAAAGAGGGGAAGGUGGAUCAUGUGGUGAAGUGUCUAGACCAAAUGAUGUUCCGGCGAUGUAAUCCAAAUGAGGGAACAUUCAAUGCCAUUGCUGUGCUAUGUGAGCAAGGUAUGGUGCAAGAAGCAUACUCCAUCAUUCAAAGCCUCGGAAAUAAACAGAAAUGCUCCACGAAUGAGUUCCACAGAAAUGUAAUCACAAGCUUGUGCAGGAAAGGGAAUACAUAUCCAGCAUUUCAGAUGUUAUAUGAAAUGACCAAGUAUGGUUUUACUCCAGAUUCUUAUACCUAUUCAUCUUUGAUCAGAGGGUUGUGUCUGGAGGGUAUGCUAAAUGAAGCAAUGGAGAUUUUCAAGGUCAUGGAGGAAAACAACCAAAGGCCUGAUACUGAGAAUUUCAAUGCCCUUAUACUUGGAUUUUGCAAAUGUCGAAGAACAGAUCUAUCCUUGCAGGUUUUCGAGAUGAUGAUUGAGAAAAGGCUAAUGCCUAAUGAAAUGACAUAUACCAUUCUCGUGGAAGGGCUUGCACAUGAAAACGAAACGGAGCUGGCAGCUGAGGUUUUGAGGGAGUUGCAGGGGAGACGGGUUAUGAGUCCAAAUACAGUGGAAAGACUUGUUAUGCAGUAUGACCUUGAGGAAAUACCAUUGUAGAAAUAUGGGGGUAAAAGAGAGAUGCGGAGAAAACCAAACCAGAUGAAGUUAUGCAAAUCAGGGUGCCGUUCAACAUUUGUUUUGUAAAUCAGUCUACAAGGCAAGGAGAGACAAGAAGAAUAAGCACUCCAUUGUUCAUAUAUUCAGACUACGGAGCUGAGCAUGGAACAACUGCAGGCACCACUGCUUCUUUAUCAGCUUCAAGCUAAUUACUUUAUUAGUGAAACACACAGCUUGUAUACUUGCAAUUUUGUUCUGUAAAUUAAGUUCAACACCUGAUAUGGCAUUUGGUGUUUGAGCUUCUUCAUUUUAACUGAUGUGGAAACGCCUUCUUCAUUAAAAGUGAUAAUAAAAAUUCCCCUCUUCUAAUGCUCAA